UCCAGUCCCGAUGAAAGGUCUAGGCUGAAAAUGUCGACUGUUCAUUUCCCUCCAUAGAUGCUGCCUGACCUGCUGAGUUCCUCCAGCAUUGUGUGUGUGUGUGUUGCUCCAGAUUUCCAGCAUCUGCAGUCUCUCUGCGGAAGUUCCCACAGCCCAUUCUGCAGCCCAUCCUUCGUUGCCAGGGAAGAAAAUAUGGCUGGAGUCUCAGCAAAGGAAGAUCUAAUUGGAUUGGACUAGAGAAGAUGGGCUAAAAUUUGACAAAGAGAGCUACUUGCACUUAAGUGGAUAAAUCACCAGAUUUAAAUAGGAGGCACCCCAGGAACUGGGGAAGGUCAAGGGAGGAAAUUGGAGAGACUUUUGCUAUAAUCAAACACUUAAGGAUGGUGUUUGGGACCUGGACAACUGCAGAUGUUACACCCUUUUUCAAAAUGGUUAAUGUAAUACAGUAUGCAGCAGCCUGGAUUAACAACCCAGAGACCUGAAUUUAAAUCCCAUCAAGGCAGAUAACAAAUUUAACUUUAUUUAAUAGUUUGGAUUUCUUUAAAAGAACUGCUAGCCUUGUUAAUGAUAACUGGCAAAACUACUGUGUCCUGAAAACACAUUUGAUUAUUCAGAGGAGGCAAUCCUUGUGUGGUCUGCCUGAUAAGAGACAACAUUACCACAAAUCUCGUUGACUCUUGAUUGUCCUCUGAAUUGUUCAGGAAAAUAAGCACUGGCCUUGCCAAUAAUAUCCAACUUCUAGGAAAAAAAAUUAACAAUAGUAUAUGGGGAUAAACCCUGUAACCGAAAGACCAGUCAGUUUAAUUUUGGUGAUGGGGAGAGUUAAAAUAAUAUUCAAUAAUUGGGAUUCACGUGGACAAGUGUGGAUUGAUUAGAGGGAGCCUGUAUGGAUAUGUUAAAAGCAAAUCAUGCUUUAUUAAUGUAAUGGGGUUUAUUUGAUGAAGUCACUGAGAAGGUUGACGAGGGAAAUGCAGAUGAUGUGGUAUAAAUAGAUUUGCAAAUCACAGUUCAUCAGGUCCCAGGUUUAACAUGAAAAUUAAAUGCCAUGGAAUGAACAGCACUAUAGCAGCAUAGCAACAUUGAAAGAAAAUUGGCCAACUAACAGGAAUCGGGAGUAGUGAGUAAAUAUUGAGAUGUUCAAAAAUGUUUAACAACAGUACCCAGAAAAAAUGCUGGAUUUUUCAGAGUGAAGAAAUAUUAGAAAAUAUGAGAAAUGAAGCCAAUCAGAAAUUUCAGUCCAAAGUUCUCGCAAGCGGAAAGUUUACUCCAAAUGAUUCUCUGCCUCUGUUGGAACCUCAUGAAGAAAAAGUGCUACGUAAAUACUAUGAAAAACGGCUAUUGGAUUUCUGCUCUGCAUUUAAACCUGCCAUGCCCAAAUCUGUGAUGGGUACAGCAAGUAUGUAUUUCAAGAGAUUUUAUUUAAAUAACUCCUUAAUGGAAUAUCAUCCCAGGACAAUUAUGUUAACAAGUGUGUACUUAGCAUGUAAAGUGGAUGAAUUUAAUGUCUCCAGUUCUCAGUUUGUUGCUAAUCUGUGGGAAAGUCCUGCGGCCCAAGAGAAGGCUCUGGAACAAAUCCUUGAAUAUGAACUGUUGCUAAUUCAGCAGCUGAACUUUCAUCUUAUUAUCCACAACCCAUUUCGACCUUUUGAGGGAUUUCUUAUAGAUCUAAAGGCCCGAUGCUCAGCACUUGAAAAUCCAGAAGUUUUGCGAAAAACAGCAGAUGAAUUUCUCAGCAGAGAAACCAUGACUGAUGUUGGUCUUCUGUUUACACCGUCACAGAUAGCAUUAACAGCCAUCCAUUUCAGUGCCUCCAGAGUUGGUAUUAAUAUAGAUAGUUACUUGAUGGAAUGCCUAAUGUUAAAAGAUAACAAAGAAUGCCUGUCAAAACUGGUUGAAGCAAUCAGGUGUAUAAAGACCCUGGUGAAGAAGUAUGAUCCUCCGAAACUUGAAGAAGUUAAUCUUUUGAAACAGAAACUUGAACAUUUUCAUAGCUUGGAUCUUGGUGUCAGUACAAGUUUGAAGAAGCGGAAAGGGUACGAGGAAGAUGGAGCAAUUUCAAAAAAAGCAAAGGUGGAAGAAGAGGAAUGGACUGAUGAUGAUCUCAUUGAUACAAUGUAAAUACUACUUGACAUAGCUUUUGAAGCUACUUGUGGAGGAGCAGCUGUGGAGGUUCUCUAAGUUGUAUAAUCAGUUCUCAGAAUAAGCAACAAAAAUGACUAAGUUAAAUGAGAUGCAUCUUUGGAUAGAGCCUUAAACCCAAUGAUUUGAAAGACCAACUAAAGGCUGCAGACCACAAAUUUUCUAGCAAAAGAUAUUUGAUGAUCUAUUUUUUUUAAACCUAAACUGUUGGAAAUUUUGAAAGUACUGCAAAGAAAUCAAAAGGAGUUUCAACCAGAUCACAUUGCUGAGGCUGGUCUGAUUUUUGACAGUGUAUGAAAUUUGUUAUGUGGAAGCAAGUUUUAAAUGUUCUAUUUUCAAUGAAUUUGAAAUUAAUGCUGAGAGCAGGCUGACAUUCUGUAAGUCAAAGAAAAAUUAAAUAGUGAAGAGUUGAAGUAGCAACAGCCUGUUUUGCCUACAAUCAACGUUUAUUAACUGUGCCUUUUUGUUGAUAACUGCCUGCUUUAUAACUUCCAGUUUACAGUGGCUGUUGCCUGAAUUCUUUAAAUCUAACUGAAGUGUGUGUACAUUGAAAUCAAUGCUGACAUCCAAAACAUGGAGCAGAUUGGCUGAAAAUCUGCUGUUUCUGUUCAGACCACUUCACACACAGACUGCUUACACAGAGCUCCUUCAGAGUUACUUCUGGGAUCCACAACCCCAGUUUCCUUUUUAUAACAUUCCUUUGGCCACUCCAUAGAAAAAUAACCCAUCACAAAAUAAAUAUACCAGAAAAAAUUUACAAAACAUGUCACAAAUUAACUAAUUACCCCAAUGAAUUCCCCUUGUGCCUUUUUUUUGUGUGCCUGUACAAAUGCACCUAAAGUGCUCUGUAGUGGCUGCAGCACAGCUGGUGGAAGCCUACUGCUCUAGGCCUAGAAGACCCAAAAAUGUACAGACACCUCUAUCACUUCCUCUGGCAGUUCAUUCCAUAUCUGCACACAUUGCAUGAAAGUUUCCCCGCAGUUCGCUUUGAAAUCUUUCCUCUCUCACUUUAAAUCUAUGCUCUCUAGUUUUGGACUCUCCUAACCUGGGGAAAAGACUGUGGCUAUUCACCUUAUCUCUUCCCCCUCAUGAUUUUAUAAACCUCUGAGGUCACCCCUCAACCUCCUACACUCAAUGGAAAAAGUCCGAGGCUAUCCAGCCUCUCGUUAUAAUUCAAACUCUCCAGUCCCAGUAACAUCCUCAAAUUUUCUUUUGCACUCUUUCCAGCUUAAUGACAUCCUUCCUAUACCAGGGCAACCAGAACCAGUUCUCCAAAUGUGGCCUUAACAACAACUUGUACAGCUGUAACAAGACAUCCCAACACCUGUACUCAAUCUCCUACUGAUGAAGGGAAGCAUCCCAAAUGUCUCUUCACUACCCUGGCUACCUGUGUUAUCACUUUUAAAGAACUGUACCUGCACCCUUUGCUCUCUAUGUUCUACAAAACACCCCCAAGGCCCCACCAGUUACUGUGAAAGUUCUGCCCUGUUUGUCUUAUGAAAUUGCAACACUGUAUAGUUUUCCAAAUUAAAUUCCGUGUGCCAUUCCUUGGUCUACUGGCCUAGUUGAUCGAGAUCCUGUUGUAAUCUUGGAUAACUUUCUUCACUAUCCACUGUACCACCAAUUUAGUGUCAUCUGCAAACUUACCAACCAUGCCACCUAUAUUCUCCAAAUUUUUGAUAUAAAUGUCCAACAACAGUGAACCCAGCAUUGAUCCCUACAGCACACUGCUGGUCAAAGGCCUCUAUUCUGAAAACCAGUCCACCGUACUGCCUCAUCUAUUUAUCUCUUGGAAACAUCUGCAAAAACCUCAAUCAAAUUCAUGAGACACGAUUUCCCAAGCACAAAGCCAUGCCGACUAUCCCUUGCCUUUCCAAAUGCACGUAGAUCCUGUCCCUCAGAAUUCCCUUCAAUAAUUAACUUACCCACCACUGAUGUUAGGCUCACUGGUCUGAAGCUCCCAGGCAUUUCCUUGUAGAUUCAAUAUUGAAUUGUGGCAUGAAUGUUACAAGGAUAGAUGAUGCAUUCAUGACAAAAUUGCAAAUUUAUAAAGUGAGUAAAAUUUAUACUUGA
Molecule: messenger RNA, 4212 nt
Organism: Pristis pectinata (smalltooth sawfish)
Lineage: Eukaryota; Metazoa; Chordata; Chondrichthyes; Rhinopristiformes; Pristidae
Gene: ccnh
Product: cyclin H
Exons: 10
Coding region: 1144-2118 (324 amino acids)
Biological process (GO): DNA-templated transcription; regulation of cyclin-dependent protein serine/threonine kinase activity; regulation of transcription by RNA polymerase II
Cellular component (GO): nucleus; transcription factor TFIIK complex
Molecular function (GO): cyclin-dependent protein serine/threonine kinase regulator activity
Source: RefSeq, a predicted model, not a curated record